GCCCUCAGCGGGGCGGCCGGACCCCGCGUUGUGAGGCGGGGGGGCGGCCCUGGCCCCCAGGCCGUAGGGCAGGGCCUCAGAGCACCAGCCUGUGGCUCCGCAGCGUUUGUCUACAAGCACAAUGAGUGUUCAGAUUGUAAUUCUCUGCUGAAAGGCAUUACGUGCAGGGAAACUCAGACUGCAGUACGUUUAGUUUGGCUUGGUUUUUUUGUUUUUUACACUUUAAACCUUGCUUACAGGAGUGUCCGGUUUGGAUCUCGCACUUGUGAGGAGACUUCAGCUCGUAAUUCCAGGUGCUUUCCCCGAGUCUUCCUCUUCCUGAGACCUUUGGCAGGUCGACUGAGUGGAGUUCCUCUGAUUGUUUAUCAAGACACAGACUGCGUUUAGCAUAGAUCCAUUUGAUGGAUUCAUCACAUAUAACAGGAACCAAUUUAUGCAUUGUCCAAAGCUAGUAUACAACAUUGCAGUGCAGAGAGUCCGUGUGUUCGCUACAGACUUGGAACUAUAGCAAAAUGGAGAAAUCCAGAAGCAGUUCAAAAUCUCUGAAGGUGCAUGAAAUCCAACAACUACUUAGGCAUCCGGUGGAAGCAAGUGGGCAAUGUCUUGCUCCCCAGCCUGACAGACAUCAAUUUCAGGACAGAGGUCAUGAGAAUCUGGAUCAAGUUGCGUACACCUGGCAUCAAAGAAAAAGGUUAAAAGAAUUCCAAAUCAGAUAUCUAGCAAGGAAAUUCUUCUGUCUGUGGGCAAAAAAGACAUUUGGACAAAUUCUCCCUUCCAGAGCGAGAUGCUUGUAUGACCAGAAGAUUCUUCAAAAAACUUUUGGAGAGUGGAAGGAGUGGUGGACUGUUUGCAGGGAAAGGAAGCUCAGCCUCAGGGCAGACAGCCAUUACAGGCAUUUACUGUAUAAUUUGAUAUUCAAGGCUUGGAGAGCCUAUGUGUGCCGGCAACAAGGAAAGAGGAGCAAAUACUGUGUUGCAGAGUCUCAUGCAAAGAAGCAAAAGUUGCUCAGGACCUGGCAACACUGGCUGGUCUAUGUUGGUGUUCAAAGGACAAAACAUGGGAUGCAGUCUGUGGCGCUGGCAUUCAGGGAAAGAAGCUGCUUGCGCAUAUCGUGGGCAGUGUGGAGAAGACGGCACUACCAGAAAUGCACUGGGCAUAAAAUGAAUAUUUUGGCUCUGCAGCAUUGGGCCCAGAGUCUGCAAUUUCGAGCUUGGUUGCAGUGGCGAGAGCUGUAUUUAUACAGCCAGCGUGACAAGCAGAAGGAGACUAGGGCAGUAACUCACCGUCAGCACUGUGAACUGAAGAGAUGCAUGGAAGCAUGGCUGGGAUACUUAAACUUCCACAGAGCAAAGAAACUUCAGAAUGCGCUGGCCCAAGAGCAUUACCGAAGCAGGAUAGUCUGGCAGUAUUUCUCUGAUUGGCGGCUGUCAUGGGAAUGCAGGAGAAGACUGCGUGCACACCGAAAGGACAUGGAAAAGCUAGCAGCAAGGAUUGCCUUACGGAGAGUCUUUGCACACUGGAAGCAUUAUGUUGUGCUGUGUGUGGAAGAGACUCAACGGUGUGAGCUGGCUGAAAAACACUACAAGUGUCAUCUGUUGAAAUUUGGAUUUAAGGGUCUUUGGCAGAAUGUCAUGAACACUCGUCUUCAGCAAAUGAGAAAAAAUCUGUCAUACCGUCAGCAUCAAGUUACUGUGCUGCAGAAGUUCUGGAAUCGUUGGAAGUCUCGUUUGGAAGAGAAGGAGGAAAAAGAGCAGCAAGCCUUAAUGUCAGUGGCUCAUGCUCGUUAUAGGAGGGUGUUGAUGAGACAGGUAUUUGACAUGUGGUUGCUGAACACCUGCAAGCAGCAAGAAUACCGAAUGGGAGAGAAGAGGGCUGUGCUUCAUUUUGAAAGGCAGCUAUUGCGUUGCUUCUGGUGCUUCUGGCGUAGAAGAACCACUGCACGUUUGGAGGAGCAAGAGGGCUUGGUUUGUGCAAGAGAUCACUACAGUAGCUUGCUGCUGCUAAAGGCUUUCUGUCUGUGGAAGCAAAAUACUCAGGAGAGAAAAACAGAGAGGCUCAAGGAGGUGCAAGCCUUAAGAUUUCACGAUUCAAAAUGUCUGCAGCAGACUUGGAACAAAUGGAGGGAGUACAUGGGACAUCAGCGUGAGAAAUGGAGGAAGCUGGUGCAAGCAGACACGCACUAUCAGCACACAUUACUGGGCAAGACCUUGAGAGCCUGGAAGAGUUACCAACAUAAUGUACAGUGCAUUCUAUACCAGGUAGCUGAAAAGGAGAAACAGCACACCAGACUACUGCUGCGACAGCUUCUGUGUACAUGGAGAGAAAAUGCUCUUGCUCUCAUAUGUGAAGCUAAGGCAACUACUCUGGCAGAUGAGCACUACAGGAGAGCAAUCCUGUCCAAGGUGUUGCUACAGUGGAGAUAUGCUGCCUUGCUACAAGCGUGUUGCCGUAAGCAGAAGGCGAUAGCUGUGAUGGAGGCUAGAAAACAUUUGGAUAUAGUGCGUUUACAGACCCUGUUUCUUCACUGGAAGGAAUUAACUAGGGAGUCUCUGAUGCUGAGGGCACAGCAGCACAGGGCAGUACAGCACCACAAGCAGCACCUGCUCCGCAAGUACCUGGCGGAAUGGAAGAAAUAUCAGCAGCAGUGUCUUGAGAAAAUGCUACUACAGAGACAGGGAGAUCAGCUAAUGACUCGCAGACUUUGCUCUGCUUCCUUUUCUUGCUGGAAGACACAGCUGUUGCAGCAGCGAUGGGAAGAGCAGAAGACAGUGCAAGCAUUGUGGCACUGGUCCCUUUCAUUGCAGAGAAAGGUGUUUGGUGCUUGGCUCAGAUUUGCUAAGGAGCAACAGCAGAAGGAAGAUCGCACUGAGAAACCCACAGGAGCUCACCACACUGCGCUUCUGAGAGAAGGUGUAACCCGGGUCUUGAGAUAUACCACUAGCGUGAAACAGUUGCAGGCACAACUCCAAGGCCAGCACCAGCUGAAGGCAGCCUACAACCUUCACCAGUCAGUGUGUCGUUGUGCCAUGCUGUGGAAACAGAAGGCUCUCUCCAAGAAGUUAAAUAAGCCUUGUUCUUUUCUGCCAUCUCUGAAGAAGCGAGGGGUGUUUAAAACACCUGAUGUUAGCCCUGGGGCAAGAGGGCAUUCAGCAGAGGAAGAGCCGUGGACUUCAAAAUGUAGUCAUCUACCGUUUCACCCUGCUGGUGGGGACUCUGUUCUUAGUGAUCUGAAUGCUAUUCGACGAGCAAGGUUAGCACCACAGAGGCCUGACUUCCUUCUGGAAUCUCUAGAAAGCAAAGAACUGCUGGCACAUCCUCUAAUGAGGUCAGAGGCGCCCUUUCAGCAAACACCUGCGAACAGAUGUGCUGCCCAGACUGGGGACUUGGUGGCAGCACCUCGGAUGGAAGAAAGUACCUGUAAAUGUCUAUCUCAGAUGAGCAAUACCGCUCAUUCCUGUCCAUCUCUCAUACGUGCUGCUCCCCUGUCGGUACCGCUGUGGACACACAACACGCACCAUACUGCUGAGAGGCCAGAGCCGUGGUCUCCUUCAGCUUUUGUGCCCCAAAUGAAAGCUGGAGCAGGAAUGAGAGGAGGUCAGCCUGCCAGUGGUCACGCAGGAGCCUCUUCCCAAGACUAUCAACAGGCCUCUGCGGAGAAGUGGCGACCACACUUGCAGCCGCAUUUGCUGUCACCUGAAGACUUGGUGGGAAAAUGGAGUCACCAGGCUGCAGCUGAAGGGGAGGAAAGCGAGCACUGUCCCAGGCAAGAACCGGUGUCGCAGAGAAAGCUGGAAGUUGAACUCCAGUGCAUCCAGCAGCAGAUGCAGUACUACUUCAGCAGGAAGCAAGAACUCAGGUCCUGUUGGCAGCAGGCACGGAUUCUACAGAAGUGGCUAGAAACAAGCACGCAACCAGAGGAUCAAGAUGGUGUGCAAGGAGUUCAGGAAGAACUGGAACAGCUGCAGGUGAGGAUCGACACUCUCACCAAAGCACGACUGAAAGAGAGACGUCACGUGCAGGACCUGGUUGCCCGCCUGCGUGACAUCCAGACUGCUCUGGGUACAUAAUCCAUUUCAACCCAUUUUUCAGCUCACGGGAAGGACUUUUUGCCCCUUUUGUAGCAGGGGAGGAUGGAAGAGAUGUAUACAUUCUCUUAGCCUACAUAUGCCAUUUUUCUUUUAUAAAUGAACUUUAAUAUU
Falco peregrinus (peregrine falcon) is the source of this 4199-nucleotide messenger RNA. It is a transcript of the gene SFI1, whose product is annotated as SFI1 centrin binding protein. The transcript is spliced from 31 exons. The record is from RefSeq and is a predicted model, not a curated record. NCBI's taxonomy places the organism in Eukaryota, Metazoa, Chordata, Aves, Falconiformes, Falconidae. Bases 513 to 4067 code for a protein of 1184 amino acids. Gene Ontology annotation, molecular function: phosphatase binding.